This is a messenger RNA of Colletotrichum spaethianum, 405 nucleotides long. RefSeq lists its product as uncharacterized. NCBI's taxonomy places the organism in Eukaryota, Fungi, Ascomycota, Sordariomycetes, Glomerellales, Glomerellaceae. The coding region runs from base 1 to 405 and encodes 134 amino acids. The transcript has a single exon. The record is from RefSeq and is a predicted model, not a curated record.
AUGUCAUGCGAUCAGGCCCUCGAGAACCACGAAGUGGUUCCGAGGUUGUAUCAGGCUUUUGUCCUCUCCGAGUCCAUACGCCGCACGUUUCUUCUCACAAGCAUCGCCACUGGUGUUUAUACCAGUCUCAAGGCAACCUGGAGUCACGCUUGUGCUGGGGAUGUCUGUAUCACUUUGCGAGGAGAACUUUGGGAGGCCCCGUCAGCUGCCCGGUGGGAGGCUGUCGCUAAGAAAGAUGAUCCGCUGUUCACAUAUAGUCUUAAGGGCCAGUCCCUUCUAUCACGCGGCAUAAGAGCUGCCGAAGUCGACGAGUUUGCUCGACUGAUCUUCACCGUCCUGUGGGGACUCGAGAAGGUUGAACACUGGGUUGUCAGCACCGGAGAUGCAGUAUCUGUUACAUACUGA